Molecule: messenger RNA, 1998 nt
Organism: Nematolebias whitei (Rio pearlfish)
Lineage: Eukaryota; Metazoa; Chordata; Actinopteri; Cyprinodontiformes; Rivulidae
Product: receptor-type tyrosine-protein phosphatase epsilon
Exons: 18
Coding region: 1-1938 (645 amino acids)
Biological process (GO): protein dephosphorylation
Molecular function (GO): protein tyrosine phosphatase activity
Source: RefSeq, a predicted model, not a curated record
AUGAGGAGGAACAACUUCACUUCUCUGAGAUGGUUCAAGAACCACAAGAAAGCUCUUAUUACAUCGGUGGAUAAAAAGAUUCCAAAUGGCUUCUUGGAGGAACAAGGACCGCCAUAUAUCCCUUUAAACACAGGAGAGCAGACAGUGGUCCUCCUCCCAAGAUCUCCCUCGCCCUCCAAGAGGUACUUCCCUAUCCCUCUGGCCUCGCUGGAGGAGGAGUACCGGAUCCGCUCCGCUGACGACUGCAAGCUCUUCAGAGAGGAGUUCAAUUCACUGCCAUGUUACUACCACCAUGGGUCCUUUGAGGAGGCGAGCAGAGAGCACAACAGAGAGAAAAACAGAUACCCAAACAUUUUACCAUAUGAUCAUUCGAGGGUGGUUUUGAGUCAUCUUGAUGGACAUCUCUGCUCAGACUACAUAAAUGCAUCUUAUAUAGAUGGCUAUAAGGAGAAGAAUAAAUUCAUUGCAGCUCAAGGCCCAAAGCUGGAGACAGUAGCUGACUUCUGGCGAAUGAUUUGGGAACAGAAAACUGCGACUAUAGUCAUGCUGACAAAUCUUAAAGAAAGAAAAGAGGAGAAAUGCUGCCAGUACUGGCCAGAGAAAGGCUGCUGGAUGUACGGAAAUGUCCGAGUGGCAGUGGAGGACAUCACCGUGCUGGUGGACUACACCGUCAGAAAAUUCUGUGUUCAAUAUCAGGGCAGCGACGGGCUCCGAGCUCCUCGGCUGGUCACCCAGCUCCACUUCACCAGCUGGCCAGACUUCGGGGUGCCGUUCACACCCAUCGGCAUGCUGAAAUUCCUCAAGAAGGUCAUGGCUGUCAAUCUGUCCUACGCUGGACCCAUUGUUGUGCACUGCAGUGCCGGAGUCGGAAGGACCGGGACGUUCAUUGUCAUUGACAGCAUGAUCGACAUGAUGCACAUGGAGCAGCGAGUGGAUGUCUUCGGCUUUGUGAGCCGAAUACGAGAACAGCGCUGUCAACUUAUCCAGACAGAUAUGCAGUACUCCUUUAUCUACCAGGCUCUGUUAGAGUACUAUCUGUACGGGGACACGGAGCUGGAUGUGUGCUCUCUGGAGGGCCAUCUGCAAAGGCUGCACAACACCAGGGCCCCCCACGACAGGCUGGGCCUGGAGGAGGAAUUCAGGAAGCUGACCAACGUUCGAAUAAUGAAGGAGAACAUGAGGACUGGGAACCUUCCAGCCAACAUGAGGAAGAACCGCGUGCUUCAGAUUAUUCCGUAUGAUUUCAACCGAGUAAUCCUCUCAGUGAAAAGAGGACAGGAGUUUACAGACUACAUCAAUGCCUCCUUUAUUGAUGGCUACCGGCAGAAGGACUAUUUUAUCGCAACCCAGGGCCCGCUGUCUCACACAGUGGAGGACUUCUGGAGGAUGGUGUGGGAGUGGAGGUGUCAUUCAAUCGUUAUGCUCACCGAGCUCAAAGAGAGGGAGCAGGAAAAGUGUUUCCAGUAUUGGCCAUCAGAGGGCAGUGCAACAUUUGGAGAUUACACACUGGAGCUGACUGGAGACACACAGUGUGAAACCAUCACUCGCAGAGAUCUGGUGCUCACCUGCAAACACGAAAAGCAGUCACAACACGUUCGCCACUUCCACUUCCACGGGUGGCCUGAGAUCGGGACACCAGGCGAGGGACGGGGGAUGAUCGACAUCAUUGCUGCGGUUCAGAGGCAGCAGCAGCAGUCUGGAAACCGUCCCAUUGUGGUACACUGCAGUGCUGGUGCGGGCCGGACCGGGACUUUUAUUGCUCUCAGCAACAUUCUGGAAAGAGUAAAAGCUGAAGGCCUCCUGGAUGUUUUUCAGACUGUAAAAAGUUUACGUAUGCAGAGGCCACACAUGGUUCAAACCAUGGAGCAGUAUGACUUCUGCUACAGAGUGGUCCAGGACUUUAUUGACAUUUUCUCAGACUACGCCAAUUUUAAAUAAAACUCAUCAAGGAACGUUUCUGUGCAAAUGCAUUUUGUUGUUUUCUAAAGCCUUUUUACA